GCACAGUUUUCCAUUAUCCAUAUCAAAAAUUAAUGUCCAUUAGCUGAACCCAUUAUUGCAAUCAAUCUUCAUAAAAAGUGGGGAAACAAAUAACAACCAUAAUGUUUUGUGGGCAUAUUAUGUCUCUUUCUUAUAAUAUCUUCUUUCAUAUCUUCGUGGCCUGUUGGGUGGGAAGUUGCGUAAAAAUGGUUUUACAGGGCUUCGAAGUACCUUCCUGGUUUGGAUGGUUGACAGGCGUCCUUUUCAUAAAACUUCCGUGGGGGUUGCCUAUUUUCAAAUCAUUCUGCAAUUUUACGACUUUUGUAAUUUUAGCCAUCAACAUUUUCACUCAGGUCUUGUGGAUCGACUUUUUCCUCCACUCUAGGCAACUUGAAAAUGAGAAAUUUCUUCGUAAAAUCCUACUUCAGGGCUUUACAAUCUUUGGCGUCAUAUUUAAUGCCUUCAUCCGCAUAUUUUUCUGCUUUCAAGCCCGAAACGUUUGUGAAUUUCUAAGCAAAUUAGAAGACUAUCCAGUCUCCACAGUUCCAACGACACUCCAAAAAACCAGAAGGUUAUUUUCACUACUAACAUGGGUCUCACUCUGCCUCCGGCUGGGAACUGGAAUCUUUUUGGCUAUUCAGUUGUCUCAAAUUGUUCCUGAGGAUUCGUGGAUAUCAUCGCUGGGAAAUAUUGGUUAUUUAGGUUUCAUGGGCUUAUUUGGUGUUCUUCCCAUAGUUUCAUCCUUUUACGUGGCGUUCUCGUUUAUUGUCGUCACUGCAGUGUAUCUGGUCUGGAUUUUUGAAGACUACGGGAUUCAAAUAGAGGAGGCCAUCAAACAUGCAAAGAAAGACCCAUUUCAAGCCGUACUUCAAACCCGAGUUUUGAGACAAAUGCUACAAGAAAUGAAAAUGGAUUCGUCGCAUUUUGAUCUUAUUCAAAAGUUUGAAGACAUUCGAGGUUUGUUUCGCCUGUUUGAUGAAAUCGUGAGUCCACUCCUUUUCUGUCUCAUUGUCAUGAGUGUCACCAGCCUGGUGCAUGCUGCAAAUUCAAUUCUAAUUGAAGGAAGCUCAUCAGCAAGUUGGGCAGGACUUGUGUCAAAUUGGUUUAAUUUGGCGUAUCAAACAGUUCAAUUAUUCCUCCUCCAACUUGGGCAAGACUUGUACGAUAGGAUUGCUGAACGAAAGGCAAAAUUAAAUAAAAUGGUUUCACUGAUGCCAGUUUCGAUUUCGAAACUUCAGCUUUCCGACAUCGUUGAGUCACUUUCUAUUUGGAAAUGGGAAAUGACUGCUUGGGGAUUUUUUCGAGUUAACCGAGGGCUGAUGUCGGCUGUGUUUUCUACGAUAAUGGCAUAUGUCGUAAUUUUGUUUCAACUUUACAUGGAGUAACAUUUUCAAUGUGACAAAUCGCAAUUUCUCACUUGUAAUGGGCUUUAACAGAAUUUACCAACUAGUAAGUAUCAUGAGAAAUAUUAGUGUUUACAUGUACUGGUAGUGUCUAACUGGAUUUGUUACACGCAUAAUAUCUUAUCUGAAAUUGCAUUAAUUAUUACAAACUGCUACCUGCUUGUCCAUACAUAUUUAGUUAUGCACUGCCAGUUUUCCGAAUCAUAAUUGAAAGCCAAGAUAAUAUCAAUCAAGUAAAUAGAUCGACUUCAAUGAUGCGUAUCUCCUAAUGGAAUAUAUGUACAAUUAUUCAGCCCAUAAAUGUAUCCGGUUGAGCACGUGUGUUGAAGAGUUGGCUACUGAACUAUGCAUGUCCAGUCAUAUCUUAUCAAGAUUUGUCCCUGGAAUUGCAUGUUAACAAGUCCACAUUUGAAUCAAUGUAGCUCAAUUGUGAUCGAAAAUAAUUUCAUAAGUUAUAUAUGUACUUAAAUAAAUGACACUGCAAUUUCAAUUAGGAACAAUAUGAAUAUUAUGAAGAAAUAAAAAUAUGUAACACUCGAGGUUCAUAAAUUUACAAAUAAAAGUAAUUUCAUGAAAAUAAUUUCAUCGCCCAUAUUUUCCUAAUAACUUAUUUAAAACAAGCAACGGGAGAAUCCCAUCCGAGGGAGAUUAUUAAUGAUUGAUGAAAUUGAUUGAAGUAUGGCUAAUCAAUUACCUUCGUGCAUUCAAACGGACAGGAGUGAGUUGUUAUAAUGCAGGCCAUGCAUAUUGCUGUGAUGUGUAUCCUCAUAUUAACAUUGUUGGUUUUUGUAUCAGUGCUAUUAAUUAUAAUUUUAACGGUGGUGGAAGCAAGAAAAAGUGCUCUAAAGAGUGAAGAGGAUUCCUUUAGUGAUCAAAAUCUCGAGUUUCCGAUGGACAAUGAAGACGAUAUGCUGGAUGGGAGCAUCUCUCUAAAAUAUUUCCAACGGGGAAGAAGUUCACUAACGGAACUGUACAUGAAUAGCACGUUGGAAAAUGGUCAACAACCUGUUUACACGAUCUCAGACCAGUACCCGUCCCCUUUUUCACUUAAAUCGUCACUUGUAUAAGCAAGAGAGAAUUGACAAUGGAACCUGAUGCAUGAUGUAUCACGAUGACCUCGCAUCGAUACUGAGGAUGAACUCCGGCAAUCUUUUCAGAUACCUUUUAAAAUGGUAUCUGUUUUUGCAUAUUUUUAUAACGCAAAUAUGGAAUAGUUAAAGAUACAAUAAAAAACUGAUGGAUCUUCGUAUUGAU
Molecule: messenger RNA, 2636 nt
Organism: Folsomia candida
Lineage: Eukaryota; Metazoa; Arthropoda; Collembola; Entomobryomorpha; Isotomidae
Exons: 7
Coding region: 102-1364 (420 amino acids)
Biological process (GO): sensory perception of taste
Cellular component (GO): membrane
Source: RefSeq, a predicted model, not a curated record